Arabis nemorensis is the source of this 969-nucleotide messenger RNA. Lineage: Eukaryota; Viridiplantae; Streptophyta; Magnoliopsida; Brassicales; Brassicaceae. The record is from the annotation of a GenBank genome assembly.
AUGAACGGUGAAGGAAAGGUGGUCUGCGUCACCGGAGCUUCCGGUUACAUAGCGUCUUGGAUUGUUAAGCUUUUGCUCCUCCGUGGCUACACCGUCAGGGCCACCGUUCGAGACCCAAAGGAUCAGAAGAAAACAGAUCACCUUCUUGCACUUGAAGGCUCAAAAGAAAGGCUCAAGUUAUUGAAAGCAAAUCUUUUAGAUGAAGGUUCUUUCGAGCACGCAAUCAAUGGAUGUGAUGCUGUCUUCCACACCGCUUCACCGGUUACACUCACUCCCACUAAUCCUCAGGCUGAACUCAUCGAACCAGCCGUCAAGGGCACCAUUAACAUCCUAAAAGCAUGCGCUAAAGUGUCUUCUGUCAAAAGGGUCAUCGUGACAUCGUCCAUGGCCACAGUUCUUUUUCCGAGGUCCCCCUUGAAACCAAACGACUCAAUAGAUGAAAACAGCUUCUCUGAUCCAAGCUUUUGUGAAGACAAAAAGCUAUGGUAUAUACUCUCGAAGACUUUGGCUGAAGAUGCAGCAUGGCAGUUUGCCAAGGCCAACAAGAUCGACUUGAUCACAAUGAAUCCAGGACUUGUGAUUGGACCAAUCUUGCAGCCAACUCUUAAUUUCUCAGUAGAUGUGAUUGCAGAUUUUAUAAACGGUAAGAACCUUUUCAAUAGGAGAUAUCAUAGGUUUGUGGACGUGAGAGAUGUUGCUCUAGCUCAUGUCAAGGCACUCGAGACUCCUUCAGCCAAUGGACGGUAUAUCAUUGAUGGUCCGAUCAUGACAACAAACGACAUUGAGAAAAUUUUGCGUGAAAUCAUUCCUGAUUUGUGCAUUGAUGAUAAGAGUGAAGACAUUGAUAUGAUUUCAAUGACUUACAAAGUGAGUGUAGAGAAAGUGAAAAGUUUGGGAAUUGAGUUCACUCCUACAGAAACAAGCCUUAGAGAUACUGUUCUUAGUCUCAAGGAGAAAUGUCUUGUGUGA